AUCCCUACCAGGCCGUCUAUUCCUUCCGCCCUUGCGCGUUGUCUCUCUUUCUACCUGGUUUGAGCGUCAUUCCUCUCACAUCUGCCACCUCUCUUGCCGCUCUUUUCAAGAGCUGUGGCCGAGAUGCUCAAUUCCUCCUGUCGAUCUCUAUGGUUGAUUUGCCUGAUCUUGCUCACGUUGCUCCAAACCACACAAUCCUUUCGGCAGUUUGAACGUCGCAGUGACCUUGCCAACAUCCCACCAGUCUCGGUCUCGGGCUGGACUGUCCCCCUACGUGGCUCGAGAACAUGCACACCGCACGGUUCCUGUACCGAUUCCUUGACCCCACCUCCAACCACAAAACCUCUUCAAUAUCUCACUUUGGGUCGAGGUCUUUACACCUAUACCUGUAAUGGUGAGGGACCAGACGAAGUGCCAAGGUUCCAAUCUCAAUCCACACAGUUGUACAACGCUGCGCCUCUGAUACCUCGACUUGCCAACGAAGAUGCCUUUCACGCAUUGGUUGCUGAGCUUGCAUUGUUUGAUUACAUGAGCCUCGAGAACUCGACCUUGGAGUGCAUUGGCGCUAUCGGAACCGUCAACAAUACUGCCAUUAUUACACUGGUCGAGAUUGCCACAUUCGAGGCCUGGGCCUACGAGUCAAUCCUCUCUCCCAGGCCUUCAGUGGAUGGGCGAUGGGCUCAUUCGAUUCAAGCAAAAACGAAUCAAAGAUAA
Molecule: messenger RNA, 714 nt
Organism: Exophiala mesophila
Lineage: Eukaryota; Fungi; Ascomycota; Eurotiomycetes; Chaetothyriales; Herpotrichiellaceae
Exons: 3
Coding region: 124-714 (196 amino acids)
Source: RefSeq, a predicted model, not a curated record